This is a messenger RNA of Gongylonema pulchrum, 471 nucleotides long. The record is from the annotation of a GenBank genome assembly. Lineage: Eukaryota; Metazoa; Nematoda; Chromadorea; Rhabditida; Gongylonematidae.
AUGAUUUUGCAGUUUGCGAGUCCAAUCGAGUUGAAGAAUCAGGUACAGGAAGAUGUAGCCAACUGCACUAGUAGCCACCAGUCAAUUCCGGAAGGAUAUUGGGCGACAUCAGCUAUGACAGAUGCAGUUUUGGGGCGUUGUGACGUUGGUGAGGGUGAUUCACUUCGCUCGAACUACCCCGGAAGUUUGCUUGACGAACAAAUGCUCGCAUCACAAUCCAGUCUAUCUGUGCCAACAAACGAAAAUUUAUUUGUUGCGGAAUUGGCCAGAAUAGAGCCUGCUUUAUUCGAAACUGUCUGUGAUAUAAUUUUCAAGCAAUACGACUUCCGGCCACCCAUAAACUUGCAUGCCGAAACGGCGAUCAGACAAAACAGGCAACUUCAGUCAAUGCCGAGCGAAAAGAUGGAAUGCUCGUUGGCUGGAUACUGCUGUCAACAAACAAAUGUUAGCAGUUGCCGGUUCUAUUUUUAA